This is a messenger RNA of Anopheles nili, 1581 nucleotides long. RefSeq names its product GPI mannosyltransferase 1 (gene PIG-M). Gene Ontology annotation, molecular function: GPI mannosyltransferase activity; alpha-1,4-mannosyltransferase activity. The transcript has a single exon. Gene Ontology annotation, biological process: GPI anchor biosynthetic process. The coding region runs from base 131 to 1465 and encodes 444 amino acids. NCBI's taxonomy places the organism in Eukaryota, Metazoa, Arthropoda, Insecta, Diptera, Culicidae. The record is from RefSeq and is a predicted model, not a curated record. Gene Ontology annotation, cellular component: membrane; glycosylphosphatidylinositol-mannosyltransferase I complex.
AAAAACAAAAUUAUAAAAGUGACAAGAACUACUAACAAACCUUAACAUCAAUUUAGAUAACGAAUGUUACCUAAGGUAUCCGCACAUAUAAAUUCAUAUUGAAAUUGCAAGCCCAUUAGUAAUAGGAAAAAUGUCAUUCAAAACGCAUCUCAUCGUGAGUACGGUGAUACGAGUAUUCCUUAUAUACUAUGGCGAAGUUCAGGAUAGUUUAUCAGAUGUGCAGUACACGGAUGUUGACUACCGCGUUGUCACUGAUGGAGCGAACCAUGUGCUUUCAUUUGGAUCUCCUUUCAAAAGACAUACGUACAGAUACACACCCCUGUUGGCCUACAUGGUUAUACCAAAUCUGUUACUUCACCCAAGUUUUGGUAAAUUUGUUUUCGCCUUAUUUGAUAUCCUCAUCGGAGUGUUGAUUAAAUGGAUUUUACUCAAUUGCUACCGAAGCAACAAAAUCUCGAUCGAAACGAAAUUGUUGAAACUGGAAACACUUAACAAUCGUAAUAAGUAUUUGAUAAAGCGCAAAAAUGAGAUUCUUAAUAGUACUAAUGAAACGUUGCCUCUAAAGUAUGUCAGAAUGGCCGAAUUGAGCGCUUUCUGCUGGCUGUACAACCCGCUUACAAUGAUAAUAGCUACCCGUGGCAACGGAGAUUGCGUAUCAUGUUCGCUAGUACUUUUAUCAGUUUACUUUCUUUUAAAAAACGAGCAAACUAAUUUACAAUAUUUCAUCGCAGGUUUAUUUUUGGGGCUUUCUAUUCAUUUUAGACUUUAUCCCAUCGGAUUUUGCCUUUCUUUUUUUCUUGCAACUCGAAAUCGCACCCUGGAAAAAUGGGAAGACAUCAUUUAUAUUAUUUUGCAACCUAAUGCAAAGCAACUAGCUCUCGUUUUGGGCACUAUAAUGGCAUUAUGUUCAACUACCGCUGUAUUCUAUUGGUUAUAUGGAUAUCAAUUCUUAUACGAAUCGAUGUUCUUCCAUCUUGUACGAAAGGACACCAGGCACAACUUUUCAUUAUAUUUCUAUCUCCAAUAUUUGAGCUCCAAAUUCGAUGUAACGAUUCUUGAGAAAAUACUCACCUUUCUGCCUCAGUUAAUACUAAUAAUCAUGCUCACAGUUCGUUACGGCCAACAUCGACAAACACUUGCUUUUGGAUUAUUUGCCAUUGCCUUUGUCAUGGUCACAUAUAAUCCAGUCGUUACAUCACAAUAUUUCGUCUGGUUUUUAUCAUUGUUGCCGUUGUGUGUGAAAAAUUUUAGAAACAUCGGUUUUCGUAAAGCAGUUUUCAUACCAGUUAUGUGGUUCAUCUCGCAAGGUGGGUGGCUGUUGCCAGCAUACUUAUUGGAAUUUAAAGGCUGGAACACAUUUGAAUUCAUCUGGUUGCAGAGCAUAGUUUUUUUCUUCUCCAACAUUUUGAUUCUACAAAUGCUUAUUAGUAAUUAUGAUAUGGCAUACAACUACAAAAUUGAUUAAAUUUUAAGCACAUGUGUGAAAUGACAUUUUUUGUAAAUAAAAUCGUAUAUUAGACCAUACGGCUUGUCGUCAUACGAAAUAUAAAAUGAAUACAUUAAUUAUUGUUUUAAAAUCUU